AUGCAUGCACGCACUCGGCCUGCCAUGCCUUGCCAACUCGCUAGCUCCGGGCUCUUUACGCACUCUGGACGCGUGCCGCUUCGCCUGACUUGUCUGCGUAGGAUUCGUCCCUUACAGCGCGUCGCCCCCUCGGCCCUUCCGCCGUCGGUUCCGUUGGGAACUGCUAGCAUUGCUUCGAUCGGCUUCGCCCUUCCUUCGCACCCUGGCGCCACGCGCUUCUCAGAGCUCCAGCAGCCACGCGCUUCCAUCUCCCGACGUGGCGCUCGCUCUGCUCGUCUCAAAGAUGCAGCUUCUUCGCCUUCCGUGCAUCGGAAAGCACGCCACUCGCAACAGCCACCCUGCCUCGUCAACUCUACUGAUCGCCGCCCUGCAGCCAAACGCGGCUUCCAUUCGCGCUCCUUCCCGACUGGCGUCCUUCUAAUGGCGCCUCGCCGCGGUCACGUGGCCACGUCCCUCUCCAACAACGUCCCGACUUUCCGCUCGCAGCCAUCCUCUUCCCCUGCUAUUGGACUGUCGUGGUCAGCCGCGGUCGGUCUCGAACGUGAAUGCACUUGA
Molecule: messenger RNA, 555 nt
Organism: Moesziomyces aphidis
Lineage: Eukaryota; Fungi; Basidiomycota; Ustilaginomycetes; Ustilaginales; Ustilaginaceae
Source: the annotation of a GenBank genome assembly